GAGUGGGUGGGAACUACAUUAACUAGCUCCUCGUCUCUAAAGUGGACUUCGAGAUCAAGCGUCAUUCGGCGGCAUGUCUCCAGGACAGGAGUCGACUGUUGCGCGCAAGGAAAAGUAGCCUCGUCUGGGGUACAGGGGAUCUAUGGAGACUUGAAAGUCUGACGGAAGGACACGGAGAACGUCAGGUUCUUCUGUGUUGCCACAGGCAGGCAGGGCACCAGAUGACUGGUGUGUACUGGGAGUAGGGCUUUCAGUCGCUGCGCUGCAUUGGAGCACAAUUCACAGCCAUGCAGCAGGUGCUGGAUAACCUGAGAGACAUGCCUCCCACCACGGGGGCCAAAGACAUCGACCUCCUCUUCCUCAAGGGAAUCAUAGAGAGCCCCAUAGUCCGCUCCCUCGCCAAGGCACAUGAGAGGCUGGCGGAUGUGAAGCUGGAGGCUGUGAGAGACAACAACCAGCAGCUGGUCGCAGAGAUCCUAGACUCCCUCACAGGACUGAGUAGUAGAGACGCCUCCGCUGAGGAACUAGCCAACAUCCUCCAGGAACCACACUUCAAGUCUCUGAUUGAGGCCCAUGACAAGGUGGCAGCUAAAUGUUAUGAGAUGCCGUCGGAGGUGAACAGUAAUGCCAUGGCGACCGGCCCACUCAUGCCCACUGACACCGUCAGGAUAAUUGGCAUUCAGAAGAAGGCUGGCGAACCACUGGGCGUGACGUUCAGGGUGGAACGCGGGGAGCUGGUGAUCGCCAGGAUCCUGCACGGCAGUAUGAUCGACCGGCAGGGCAUGCUGCACGCGGGCGACGUGAUCAGGGAGGUGAACGGGCGCGAGGUGGGGAGCGAUCCCAAGGAGCUGCUGGAGCUGCUGAGGGACUGCCAGGGGGGCGUCACCCUCAAGAUCCUGCCCAGCUACCGCGACACUCCAGCACCCCCACAGGUGCAUCUGAAACCCCACUUUAACUACAGCCCAGCCACAGACAACCUGAUCCCCUGUAAGGAGGCUGGCCUGGCCUUCUCUAAAGGAGAUGUUUUGCACAUUGUCAACAGAGAGGACCCUAACUGGUGGCAGGCAGUCAACAUUGUGGGAGGAGCCACAGGACUGAUCCCCAGUCAGUUCUUAGAGGAGAAGAGGAAGGCCUUUGUGAGGAGAGAAUGGAAUGGAUCAGGUGUUCUCUGUGGGACACUAACAGGAAAGAAGAAGAAGAAGAAGAUGAUGUACCUGAUGUCCAAGAAUGCAGAGUUUGACCGCCACGAGCUGCAGAUCUACGAAGAGGUGGCCAAGAUGCCUCCAUUCCAGAGGAAGACCCUGGUUCUGAUUGGUGCUCAGGGAGUGGGCCGGCGCAGCCUGAAGAACAGACUGAUCAUCAUCAACCCCCUAAUCUAUGGAACCACCGUCCCAUUCACGUCUCGGCCUGCUCGGGAGGAGGAGAGAGACGGCCAGUCGUACUGCUUUGUGUCUCGGUCCCAGAUGGAGACAGACAUUAAGGCCCGUCGCUACCUGGAGCAUGGAGAGUACGAUGGAAACCUCUACGGAACCAAGAUGAACUCCAUCCACGAGGUGGUGGACGCAGGACGUACCUGCAUACUGGACGUUAACCCACAGGCGCUGAAGCAGUUGAAGACAGCAGAGUUCAUGCCGUUUGUGGUGUUUGUUGCUGCUCCACAACUGGACACACUAAGAGCUAUGCACAAAGCCGUGGUGGACGCUGGACUCACCACCAAACUGCUCACGGAGACAGAUCUGAAGAAGACGGUGGAUGAGAGCGCCAGGAUCCGCCGGGCCUACAGCCACUACUUUGACCUGACCAUCGUUAACGACAACCUGGACAAGGCCUUUGAGCAGCUGCAGGCGGCCGUGGAGCAGCUGUGUUCUGAGCCCCAGUGGGUCCCUGUCAGCUGGGUGUACUGAGAGACACAGCCUGGUUAGGCUGCUCCCUACUGGGCUGGAGGACACGCUGCCCGCUGCUGGGCCCAGGGGCACAUGGAGACUUGGAAGAGGUUGUCCCUAACCACCACGGUUGGGGUCAAUUUUAAUUCUGGAAUUUCAGGAAGUAGAUGAACUACAAUUCCACAUUUUUCCCAUUGAGGAAAAGUGGAAUGUCAGUGAACUUCCUAAAUUGACCCCUACAGGGAUGUGAGAGCUAAGGACCCAUUGAGACUUAUGUUUGUAUGGGACUUUACCAUGCAGCCCCAGUGGAGCCUAGCCUCACCCUGUCUAGCACCACCCCGCCUAGCCUUACCUAGCCUAGCCCCACCCCGCCUAGCCUCACCUAGCCCCACCCUGCCUAGCCUCACCUAGCCCCACCCCGCCUAGCCCCUCCAGGCUCAGUCUGCUCUGCACCACAGGCCCCAUCUGUACACUAUGCAACUCUCUGGAUAUGUCCAAAAUAGCACCCUAUUCCCUAUGUAGUACACUACUUCUGACCAGCACUACAUAGGGAGUAGGGAGCCAUUCGGAAUAGAACCAAUGUUCACAAUACACAAGAAUAACUUUAUUUAUUGAACAUAGUUUUCUAACUUUAACUUGACUACCUUUCUGUUCAUAUGGAUAUGGAACGAGAAACAAAAUCAUGGAUUUGAGGAUAUUUAAAAAAUAUUUAAUGUUUUAUUUUAUCACUGUUUGUUGCUCACAACUACUACAAUAUUUCUCAUAACGAUUAGAACAAUAAUACAAGUGUAUUUAUUCUGAAAGGAGAUGUGAAGAGGGCUUGCUUUGUGACGAUACCUCAGUGUGUUAAUAGUCUUCUCAGUUUACAUUGCAUUAAAUACUUCAUCUCCUGGCGUUUUGUCCCAAAUGGCACCCUGUUCCUUAUAUAGUGCACUACUUUCACCGGAGCCUUAUCAGCCCUGGUCAAAAGUAGUGCACAACAUAGAGAAUAGGGUGCCAUUUGGAACGCACAACCGGUCUCACAUCAUCUCUGAACCCUCCAUGUAGAAUAACAGCCGUGUUCUCUCUUUAAGGCAGACUAAGGGCUGAGAGAGAGGUGGUAAUAUCACACCACAUCUGUGAUAUAAAGGUCUUUGUUGCUGUUUCUUGGAUGAGACCAUAAUGUAGGCUAUACAAUCACCCCCCCCCCCCCCUUGUUACGCCGCUUUCUGUGUUACGAGAUUGUGAAUGGUUUCAUUAAAGGCUGACUCAGCGAGAUGUCAUUGCACAAAGUUAACACCACCCUGCCUAGCCUCACCUAGCCCCACCCUGCCUAGCCCCGCCUAGUUAACACUUAGUGGAUCAAUUUCCUCCACAACUAGGGAGCAUGGACCACGAGGUUAAACUACUCCGCUGUUUUGGUCCAGUAGCUACCACGUUGUAGCAGCGUGAAGCGCGAGGUUAAACUACUCCGCUGUUUUGGUCCAGUAGCUACCACGUUGUAGCAGCGUGAAGCGCGAGGUUAAACUACUACGCUGUUUUGGUCCUGUAGCUACCACGUUGUAGCAGCGUGAAGCGCGAGGUUAAACUACUACGCUGUUUUGGUCCAGUAGCUAUCACGUUGUAGCAGCGUGAAGCGCGAGGUUAAACUACUCCGCUGUUUUGGUCCAGUAGCUACCACGUUGUAGCAGCGUGAAGCGCGAGGUUAAACUACUACGCUGUUUUGGUCCAGUAGCUACCACGUUGUAGCAGCGUGAAGCGCGAGGUUAAACUACUCCGCUGUUUUGGUCCAGUAGCUACCACGUUGUAGCAGCGUGAAGCGCGAGGUUAAACUACUCCGCUGUUUUGGUCCAGUAGCUACCACGUUGUAGCAGCGUGAAGCGCGAGGUUAAGCUACUCCGCUGUUUUGGUCCCGUAGCUACCACGUUGUUACAGUAUGAAGUGUACAUGCUUUGUGUGACUGUAUCUCACUUCAUCUCUAUCUUCGUUGCAACGUCAUCUCGAGGAGUCUACUUUUAAUUCCAUUGUAUCGUCAGCGGACGGUCUCCCAGUUGGGUCAGUACUCUGUCAGUACAUGUCUCUGUAUGGUGCUGUGUUUAAUGUUGGAAUAAUACUUCCAGGAUACUGGACCUUGACAGCGUACUGCAUCUGAGAACUAUCCCUUUGUGAUAUUACUGAAACUUAACCAACUGCCAUAUCUACUUUAAAGUUAUAUAUUUUACAAUUUCAACAGAGCAAAACAUUGUAUUUUUCAGAUGUGUCAAAUAAAUAGACUCUUUUUUUUUUACAACUUGUACUUAUCUCAGGUCAUAUCUAUCAUAUCCAGAGUGUGUAAAAAAAAAAUGUGCCUUAAUUUAUUUCACAGAAGGGUACAUUUGUUUAUUUAAACAAAUCAUAUUUCAACGGUGUAAUUGUCUCCCAUAUUAGUCAAUAGAAACAACCAUUUGGCUUAGUUCAUUAAAUGUCGGUAGUUACAGUGCCUUCAGGAAGCAUUCACAACCCUCAACUUUUCACAUUUUGUUGUUACAGCAUGAAUUGGUUGUUUAUUUACAUUCAGAUUGCAUCACUGGCCAGCACAUAACACCCCAUCAUGUCAAAGUGGAAUUGUUUAUUUUUAGAAAUUAACUAAAAAUUAAAAGCUGAAAUGUCUAUAGAGUCAAUAAGAAUUCAACCCCUUUAUGGCAAGCCUACCAAGACAGUGGCCAAGUUACAAUUUUAACUUAAAUCUAUGGCAAUACCUGAAAACGGUCUAGCAAUGAUUAACAACCAAUUUGACAGAGCUUGAAGAAUUUAGAAAAUAAUGUGCAGAUGUUGCACUAUCCAGGUGUGGAAAGUGCUUAAGACUUACCCAGAAACACCUGUAAUCACUGUCAAAGGUGCUUCUACAAAAUAGUGACUCGGGUGUGAAAACUCAUGUAAAUUAUAUAUAUAUAUUUCAUUUAAGUAAAUUUGAAACCAUGUUUUCACUUUUAUUAUGGGGUAUUUGUGUCUAGAUGGGUGAGGGGGAAAACAUCUAUAUAAUCCAGGCUAUAACAAACCAUGUUUUCACUUUUAUUAUGGGGUAUUUGUCUAGAUGGGUGAGGGGGGAAAACAUCUAUAUAAUCCAGGCUAUAACAAACCAUGUUUUCACUUUUAUUAUGGGGUAUUUGUCUAGAUGGGUGAGGGGGGAAAACAUCUAUAUAAUCCAGGCUAUAACAAACCAUGUUUUCACUUUUAUUAUGGGGUAUUUGUCUAGAUGGGUGAGGGGGGAAAACAUCUAUAUAAUCCAGGCUAUAACAAACCAUGUUUUCACUUUUAUUAUGGGGUAUUUGUCUAGAUGGGUGAGGGGGGGAAAACAUCUAUAUAAUCCAGGCUAUAACAAACCAUGUUUUCACUUUUAUUAUGGGGUAUUUGUCUAGAUGGGUGAGGGGGAAAACAUCUAUAUAAUCCAGGCUAUAACAAAACGUGUAGAAUAAGUCCAUGGGGAGAAAUACUUUCUGAAGACACUAUAACAAACAUGUAAAGUUUUGGUCCCAGGUUUCAUGAGCUGAAAUAAAAGAUCCCAGACAUGU
Oncorhynchus kisutch (coho salmon) is the source of this 5413-nucleotide messenger RNA. Its product is annotated as MAGUK p55 subfamily member 6. The transcript has 13 exons. The record is from RefSeq and is a predicted model, not a curated record. The coding region runs from base 288 to 1904 and encodes 538 amino acids. NCBI's taxonomy places the organism in Eukaryota, Metazoa, Chordata, Actinopteri, Salmoniformes, Salmonidae. Gene Ontology annotation, molecular function: protein binding.